GACACCAAUAAAAGUGUAGGUAGAUUGCGAGGAUCUUCUGCUUCAUAAACACCAAUUCUGUAAUCCACGAGCCCUCACCAUUCAGCAAUAACUAUUUAUUGUUAAUGUUAGUCAAGCAAAACACUUGUUAGAAAACACGGUAGGGACACAGGCUGUCUUGUUUGUAUGGAGUUCCAACCACGAGUAGUUUUUGUCAAUGAAGACGAUUUAAGCACCUCGUUACCUCCAGGCAGGGCUAUAGUAAACUGCAGACGGUCAAUUAUUCUGAAAGUGGACAGACUUUGAUUUGAAUUUUAGUUUUAUUUUUGGAGAUUUAAAGUUUUUUGAAAAAAAAAUCAUUUUUGAAAAAAAAUAUUUUUUAUUUUUAUAUAUAUGUGAAAAAAAUGAAGAAACUUCUGCAGGAAUUAUGAUGUGAGUGAUAUGUACUUUUAAAUUAAAACUUUUAUACGCAGAUAUAUUUUUGACCAUGGUGAACUUUGUGAGAAGUUUUGUGCAUUUCCAUCCAAUAUGUGAUAUAUUUAAAGUGAUUGUAUAAUUAAUUUAUUGCUGUGAAAUAACUGGAGGUGGACUUUUAAAAUGUGGCAGUAUGUGAAGAUAAAGCCAACUCAACUUUUCCCACAUGGACUUAUCAAAUCCAAACUCUUGCCAAUGGUGCUGUUUUAUUCCAUUUUAGUGGCAUCAGAAGAAUUUCAUAAGUCAGAUACACAAGACUAUGAAAUUGUUCAUCCAAUCAUAUCAGACCUCUCAGGAAAUCCUGUCUCACAUCAUCAUCUCCAUGGCAACAGAUUCAAAAGAGACUCUUCAAGGACAAACACAUUAUACCUCAAUAUCACAGGUCAAGGUCACACAUUUGAAAUGCAGCUGACUGAAAACCAUAACCUCUUAGCUCCAGGAUUUAAAGUUUAUCACAGGAAAAAGAGCAAACAUUCCAAAAAUACCACGGAAACUGUAGAACCUCAAGACGACCAUCUUCCUGCAGCAAACUGUCAAUAUUCAGGAAAAGUGCAUUCUCAUGGUGGAAGGGCUGCUCUGUCAUUGUGUAAUGGCUUGAAUGGAAUCAUAAGGAUUGCAGAAGAGGACUACAUCAUAGAACCCUACAAACAGCACAAGGUCAGGCCCACAUUUGAUCCCCUCGCUGGGCCCCAUAAACUGUACAGAAGGUCUACACUGGCAGUCAGACAGACACAGUACUGUGGGAAACCUCAAAGAGAUAAGAGGAGCACAUCUGUAGCCAAAGGUGAUGAGGACUUUAAGCUGUCGGGGGAGAAUUUGACUGAGUCCGUAGAGGGGGCAGAGCCUCUGUGGAAGAAGUACCAGAGAGCCAUCACGGAACAUGAGGAGCGGAUCGUGGAAACUUUGGUGGUGGUGGACAAGAUUAUGUACUACAAACAUGGCAAAGACAACAUCACAACUUUCACUCUUACUCUUUUCAAUAUGGUAUCGGAGCUUUUCACUGAUCCCAGCCUGGGAGAUAACCUGAAUAUCGUUCUGGUGGGGCUGGUCGUGUUGGAGGGAGAUGAGCCUGGGUUAUCUAUAGGAUACCAUGCUGAUACCACUCUGAACAGCUUCUGUUCCUGGCAGUCUGUUUUAGUGGGAGCCAGUGGUAGACAACAUGAUCAUGCCAUACUGUUAACUGGACUGGAUCUCUGCUCCUAUAAAAACGCCCCCUGUGACACACUAGGUUUUGCUCCUAUAGAGGGUAUGUGCAAUAGAAUUCGAAGCUGUACUAUCAAUGAGGACACAGGACUUUCAACAGCCUUCACCAUUGCUCACGAAAUGGGUCAUAAUUUUGGAAUGUUCCAUGAUGGGGAGGGUAACCACUGCACUAAGACCACAGGGACCCUGAUGUCCCCUACACUGGUCAGUAAAGAUGGACAGUUCCACUGGUCACUCUGCAGUAAAACCUACCUGAUGAAAUUCAUGAACACUCCACAAGCAGAGUGUCUGGCAGACAAACCUACAAAAGUCGCUGAGUUACAGUUCCCAGAGAAACUUCCCGGGGAACUGUAUGAUGCUGACGUUCAGUGUAAAUGGCAGUUUGGGAGGAGGGCCCAGCUCUGUACAUUAGACUUUGGUAAAGAUAUCUGUAAAUCUCUGUGGUGCUUUAGAGGUAGAAAGAGAUGUGAGACAAAGUUCUUACCAGCAGCAGAGGGGACCUCGUGUGGUUAUGGAAAGUGGUGUAGAAGAGGAGAAUGUGUGGAGUUUGGUCAGGACGGACCCUCCCCAAUAGAUGGUAGCUGGUCCCAGUGGACCCACUGGACAGACUGUAGCCGGACCUGUGGGGGAGGGGUUACCAUGAGGGAGAGGCAAUGUAAUAAACCACUACCACAAUAUGGAGGGAAAAACUGUGAUGGAGAAGCAAAGGUUCAUAAAUUGUGCAACUCUAAGCCUUGUCCAGAGGGUGAUGCUGAUUUUCACAACAAACAAUGUCAGCUGUACAACGAGAAGCCAUUCAGAGGCUGGCUGUUAGACUGGAGGCCGCAUCCUAAGAUGUAUAAUGCACAGGAGCCUUGUGUCCUAUAUUGUUUAGCAGAGACCAGUAGUUAUGUGUUCACAAUAAAACACACAGCCACAGACGGAAUGAAGUGUGCUGGAGACAAAGAAAUCUGUGUGGAAGGGACUUGUCAGCCAGUAGGAUGUGAUAUGCUUGUUGGCUCAACUGCAGAAAACGAUAUCUGUGGAGUGUGUAAGGGGGAUAACUCUUCCUGUCGAAUUAUUCAGGGAGAAUAUUUGGAGCAGCCCAAACUUAACACUUACUUCCCAGUGGCUAUAAUACCCAAAGCCAGAUCAAUCAAAAUCUCAGAGAAGAACCUGUCCUCUAACUACCUGGCGGUCAGGGACAUUUUUGGUCAGUACUACCUGAACGGUCACCAGCGCGUGGCCUGGCCGGGGGAGUAUGUACUGGGGGGAGCUAAGUUCAUCUAUAAAAGACCCUACAACGAGCCAGAGACCCUGGAGAGUAUUGGGCCAUUGAGAGAAGACCUGGUUCUGGAGAUACUUGUCCAGGAUGAGAACCCCGGGGUCCAGUAUAAGUAUGCCAUUCCUCGUCAGAUCUCCCACCUGAUCAGCCAUGCCCCGGUAGAUAACUACACCUGGAGUGUUUCAGCCUCGGCCUGCUCUGAACCCUGUGCUGGAGGUAAAAAGAAUGUCAGUGCCAAGUGUCUGAAAAAUCAUUUCAAAGAAGUGAAUGAAUCUCUGUGUGACCAAAGCAAAAAAACAGAAACUGGACUAGUGCCAUGUAAUGAGCAACCAUGCCCUCCAAGAUGGGUCCCAGAGGAAUGGAAUUCUUGCUCCAAAUCUUGUGGGAAGGGAAAGCAGAGGAGGAAAAUCUUUUGUCGGAAAAGAGUUUCAAAAAAGCGUGAUAAAAGAGUCAAGAAAUCCAACUGUAAAAGUUUGCCAAAACCUGUGAGGACUCGACGAUGUAACUUACAGGAAUGCCCACCAGUAUGGAGAGUGGGCAAGUGGCACAAGUGUUCAGUCAGCUGUGGUACUGGUACACAGGCCAGGAAAGUGUUCUGUAAAAGUAAAGGCAAGAAGGCCAAGAGACAGCCCGACCACAUGUGUAGUGGACACAAGCCUCCCAGCAUCCGACCCUGUAAACGGUCACUCUGUCCGCAGGACACCAUAUUUGAAUGGCACUUAUCUCCAUGGGGACCAUGUUCCCAGACUUGUGGGCCAGGAGUCAGACAGAGGUACCUCGUGUGUAAGAGAGUGGAUUACCGCGGAAACACCAUUGCUACUAGAGAUAAAUACUGUAAGAAGUCCAGUCGUCCGAGAGUACCCACAGAGGAUUCCUGUAAACUGAUGGUCUGUCCUCACAAAGUCAUCAAUAGGCCCAAAUGGAAGGUGUCCCCAUGGUCACAGUGUUCGGCAUCCUGUGGGGAGGGUCAGAAGAGUCGUGAUAUUAAGUGUGUGGAUGACUCGGGACAACAGACGCUGGGGUGUGACCUUGACAACCGUCCAGCUACCUCACAACUCUGUAAAAAUGGAGCCUGUCCAACCAAUAGCACUGACUAUGCAGACUGCCUUGACAGAUACACAUGGUGUCACUUGGUGCCUGAACAUAAAGUCUGUGAUCAUGAAUUCUACGGCACACAUUGCUGUCUAUCAUGUAAAACCCAUCGGUGACACCUACUGCUGCAGUAAGCUGCAUCCAUUAUCUCGCUGUGAUAAACCCCUGCACAUGCUAUCCCUGUGGUAACUCAGAACCCAGUGUUUUCCAGUCAAAGCCAAAGUUCUUCCACACCCUACAAUGUUAAUUCCUAUGCUUUUAUUUGAACAAAUUGCAGGGAAACUGUGAAACAUGCAGAAAUUUCAAUCUAUGGAACACUUGAGGAAAAUGAAAGCUGAUUUCUUUUCUGGAGACUCUUUUGUGCAGUUGUAAUGUAUUCGUUGACAAGAAAGACAACUCAGUCUAGGAGUGAAGAGUGUAUAGGUGUAAUAUUCCUAGUGGCUAAAGACACUUUUGUGCUCUAGCAAUUUUAGUACAGGACAGUUGAAUGCAUUUCAGAGACACAUAAACAUUCCACAAUAUCAUCUAAAUUUAUCAGAGUUGUACACCUGUUAUUGUGUUAACCAUUCCUCUUUGUUUGCAAUAAGUCCUCAGUAAGAUAUUGUAAAAGUCUAUGUUUAAUUUAAUCAGUCACCUUUUUCAAAAGUAUUAAUCAUUCCCCCUUUCAUUCCAGUUUAGUACUUAAUAUACUUAUUGUCAUUCAUCAAUGAUCAUUCCAUAUUUUUGUUAUUUAUUAAAUAUAAAGGUUGGAUUAUUUGUUCACAAACAGAAUUUUCAUAUACAUAUCAAAAAUGUUUUUGUGAAGAUCAUUCACAUGAAAUUUAUUCCAUAUUUUCAACCCUUGACGUUUGAAUUUUUGAUGUAAAAGAGAUGCAAUGUAGUCAGCAUGUUAUACAUGUAUACAUUUUGGUAUAUAUUUUUAAUUUUGUAAGGUUUUGAAGCUGCUAAGAUAUUGAUUAGUUAUAAUCACUCAGCAUUAUAAAUGGCCAUGUUUUUUAAGUUGUUAUACAUAUACACAGAUAAUUUUUAUUUACACGUUUUACAAUACACAAAUUGAUCUACAGUAUACGUACAACCUACACAUGUACAAUAUUUUAAAUUUUCAUAUCAAAUACAAAUGUACUUGCAUUUUGAAUUUAAUUGUCUGUUUCAUUCAAAAGUAUUUUUUCCUCAAACUAUUUUGGAUUGAUAUGCAUUUAAUACAACCUAUAUCAUUUAAAACUUAACAUAUCAAGAAAAAAAAACAAAGUCUUUAAUAUUUAACUCUGUAAUCAGGAAUUUUAAAUUUAAAUUUUCUUACCUGCAAACUUUUACAGUUGUCAGACAAUAUUGAAAAUUAAUUUGAAGGAAAAAUUUAUCUCUGUUCUAAAAUAGUAUGAAUUGUAUAUAUGUAUUUACUUCUUAUAUAAAUGACAAUAAUAAUGAAAAUGGUAUGAUUUCUGUUUUAAAUUACAACAGUAUUCUUCUUGCAGUUGCAAUUAUUGUCAAGAUUACAUCGUAUUCCAUCUUGACAAUGAAGUUAUCAAUUUUGUAUGAAAGCAGUUCUUGCAUCAGAGAUGCUUUUUUCCCGUUAUUAUGAUUUAUGAAUGUAUUAUGAUCUCACUUCGUAUGUGUUUUUAAGAUUUUAAAAACUUUAAUAAACCAGCUUUAUUGCUUUAUUAAAAAUUAA
Molecule: messenger RNA, 5681 nt
Organism: Saccostrea cuccullata (small rock oyster)
Lineage: Eukaryota; Metazoa; Mollusca; Bivalvia; Ostreida; Ostreidae
Product: A disintegrin and metalloproteinase with thrombospondin motifs 18-like
Biological process (GO): proteolysis; extracellular matrix organization
Cellular component (GO): extracellular matrix
Molecular function (GO): metalloendopeptidase activity
Source: RefSeq, a predicted model, not a curated record